AAUUGAACAUUUGCAGUUGCAAUCUGUAAAGUUGAGGCGGGGCAGAAAUCGUCAGCAAUAUGUGAGACGGGCGUUUUUCUCAUUUCUGAAACUCUUCCAUUCUCCCUAACAUGCCUCAAGCAAGCAUGAAAAUGAACAGGUUCUGCCGGAGUAGUUGAUAAAGCCAAACAGCACGCUCUUUUUGACGAGUCCAGCACGGACUAGGAAUGAGAUACAGUCUCAUUGGAGAAUAAGUUUCGAGAGAAGGACUAAAUAGUUGCAAACAGCCUAAACUGAAACCAUGGACGUAUUCAAUUCAUGAAGAAUCUCAGUUGAGCCAUAAAAUCUCUGUCUUGGGGUUUCCGAGUUUUAAUAGGAGUGGGAAUCCGGUGCCAUUUGAGGGGCAGGUUGGUCAUCAUUCUGUAGCUGUAAGACUUCAGGUUCUCUCUCAGGAAUCAGCAUGGCGCACCGCUCUCAGUGUUCCUCAGCAGGGGAUAACCCCCUGGACCCCAAAUACCUGCCUUCCCACUUCCGCGAGGAGUACCGGCUGGCCAUUGACGCACUUGUGGAGGAUGACUUGGAGGGCUAUUAUGAAUUCCUUCAGAGUGCGGAUGUGGUGGACUUCCUCUCCAGACAGGAAAUUGAGCACAUUAGGUGCACAGUGCAAAUUCCGUACCAGAGCACUCAGCCAGAGCUCCCGUAUGUAGAGUCUGAGGGAGAUGGCUCUUCAGACACAUACUGGCCUGUGCACUCUGACUUGGAUGCACCUGGUCUUGACCUUGGCUGGCCCCAACAUCAUCACUUCAUAGGCCCCACCGAGGUCACCACGCUGGUUAACCCCUCUGAGCCAGAUAUGCCCAGUAUCAAGGCGCAGGCUCGUCGACUUAUCAAGAAUGCUCAACAAGUGAUUGCUGUGGUAAUGGACACCUUCACAGAUGUGGACAUCUUCGCUGAUAUUCUGGAUGCUGCCAUGCGAAGUGUUGCCGUGUAUAUCAUUCUGGAUGAACAGAAUGCACACCACUUUACUACCAUGGCUUCCAACUGCCGGGUCAAUCUGGAGAGCAUUCAAUUCAUGCGUGUCAGAACUGUGUCAGGCAUCACCUAUCGCUGUCGCUCUGGAAAAUCCUUCAAGGGUCAAAUGCUGGAUCGCUUCUUGCUGACAGACUGCAGGGCUGUCCUGAGUGGAAACUAUAGCUUCAUGUGGUCUUUUGAGAAGAUUCACCGUUGCAUGGCUCACCUCUUUCUUGGACAGCUUGUGACUACUUUUGAUGAGGAGUUCCGAAUCCUGUUUGCACAGUCCCAACCUUUGGUACCUGAAAAUGUCCUUGUUCCAGUGCCAGACUACAGCAGUUUAUCUGACAGCCAAUACAGCACUGAUAGGACACCAUUGUUCAGAGAUCCCAGAAAGUUCCUGCCCAUAGAGAGCUCUCUUCCUAAAGAAUGGGCUAGACAUUCCUUUGAUGAUCAGAAAAGAAUGCCCCCUGGAAGGCACGAGCACAUCCACAGAUCGCUAGAUCAGGGUCCACUAGAUAUACACAGAAACAAGUACUCCUCACAGCAAUUUAGAAUAGAGCAGCAGUAUUUUGUGGAGCAAGGUCACCCUAUGAUACAGUCGAACACAAUGGAUUUUGCUGGCUCUAAAAGGCACAGUUAUGCAGAGGGCACUUAUGCCAGACACUCCUCCUCUCAAUUCAUGCAGCACCAAGCCAUGCACAACUUUCAGGAGGGUAUGGCAACCCAGAGCAGGAAGAUACAUAGGGAACAGCAUCACUACCAGAGAACAGGGCCAGAGCCUGGUUAUGGUAGCUACGAUCAAUUCAGGGACCAAGGGUACCCUCCGAUGGAUCAGUAUUCUGAGUCUGGGUACCCACAUGGAAUAGAGAUAGAGCCACCAGACAACUAUGACCCUGUAGUGAAUUAUUUAUCAUCAUCGAAACUUGCUAUGGAGAUGGGACAUGGCUCAGACAAAUUAUCACUUCCAGGAGAGGGUCCCUUUUGUCAUUCAAAUGCAAAAAGACUGAGCGUGGGCCAUCCUUAUGCCUGUCAGACCUCCCCAACACAACAAAACCUGUCUGAACAGAAGCAGUUUUUUGUUGGGUCUGGUUCGGACCGUAAAACACAGGAUCCCAGUGCAAAGCAGGGGAUGCGAGAUUGGAGGAUCAGCUCAUACCUCAGUGCAUAUGAUGAUGCCGGGGAAGAAGACAUUUCACAGCCUUUUGGAAAUGAUCCCUUUGAAGAGCCCCUUAAUCCCUCACAAGGAACAAUAUUUGCUCCACUGGUAUCAGAUCCCAAGUUUAAUGCCAAAGAGUUACCCAAGAUUGCAGGGCUCAGGUUAAAGACCACACGCCCAGAACAUUCAAGAACACCAGAUAUUAUUGUUAGCAUGGCAACAGAUGAAGGUGACAAAUCAGAGGAUAUGGAUGUAAAAGAGCCCAAAAGAGAAGAGUCAUUCCGUAGGAGGUUCAACCCUGCUAUCCAAAGGACCUCAAGGCUAAGAUCCUCACUAAUCUUCAGCUCACAACUAGAACAGCAUAUCUCUCAAGAACUGAACCUUACCUCAGGCCAACAUUGUGAGGAAACUGCCAACGAGGAAGAUGACCAAUCUAGAUUUUCCUUGACUGCUCAGAUUUUGGGAAAACGAAGAUCCAUAACAAGAGAACCUUUUCAAUGGAGAUGUAAUAAGCCAGCAACAGUUGAUAAUUCAACCAUAGAGUCUUUGAAAUUUAAGGACGUCACUACUGAUGCCGGUGAUAAGGAAUUGCAAAAUAAUCCUCCUUUGGGCACCAACAUGGCUUCUUCAAAGGAACAACCUAAACCUGACCAUGAAGAAGAAAGCAAAAUGGUACAAUGUGCACAUCCAUCCAAAUCUGCUCAAAUUGAGCAACCCAAAACCAUACAAACAGCACACCUGCCAUCUUCAUUGAGCAAUACAUUAUAUAUAGAUAUGAAUGAUCCAGACAGUAGGUUCAAGUUUUUUAAAGAGUUGGCUGCCAAACGAAAAGCUGCAAAGGCUUCAGAGUCUGAGAGUAGCGCUGAAAAAGCUCCUCUAAAUCCAGUGACUCCAUUUGACUUGAAAACAAAGGACGAAGUCACACGUGUAGAACCUACUCUUCCAGUGGCUCCACUAAAUCCAGCAGAUACUUCCACCAAAAAGCCAUCUACAUCAACAGAGGGACCUCUUAACCCAGAAGAUACAUCAAACAAAAAGAUAGCAACAUCAACAGAGGCCCUUCUUAAUCCAGCAGAUACUUCAACAAACAAGACAGCAACAUCAACAGAGACCCCACCUAAUCCAGCAGAUACUUCAACAAACAAGACAGCCACAUCAACAGAGACCCCACCUAUUCCAGCAGAUACUUCAACAAACAAGACAGCAACAUCAACAGAGACCCCACCUAAUCCAGCAGAUACUUCCAACAAAAAGCCAGCUACAUCAACACAGACCUCUUCAGAAACACUGGAGACCUCACCUGUCUCGCAGGGGAAUAAAACAUCCAUGGCAACACAUGGCUCAUUACAUCUUGAUGUCAAAGACGAGGCUUCUAAAAAUAAAGAACAGGAAGAACUUAAUCUUCCCAAAAGUGACUCCAAAACAUUCCUCAGGCGUAGAUUAUCUUGUGACGAUGGGCUACUUAGAGUCUCUAUGGAUGCUGAGAAGAUUGAGCUGAAGAACAGUCAGAACCAAAGUGUGUCUGAAGUUAACACAAGAGAUACAAGUGCAUUUCUUGAGCACACCUCAAAAGAGCGUAGCUUUAACAUCGCCCCAAAGGAGUUUAGUUCAUAUAAACUAUCACCAAAGGAACCAAAUUCUUCAAAUCCUGCUUCAAAGGAGCUGAGCCCAUCCCUUCCACUCACCCUAACAGAAGUUAGCUCGUUGUUAUCUCCAACAACAACGAGUUUCAGUUUGGCUAAUCUCACUUCAUUUAAACAUGCCGCAAAAGAUUUGAGCUCAGCCCUUACCCCCACCCUUAAUGAGUCCAGUUCAUCUAACCUCCCGUCAAAGCAGAAAUUACUAUCCUCUAAACCAGUCACAGUAGAGUCCAACAAACCUCUGAGCCCCACCCAAUCCGAAUCAAGUGUCUCUUCUCAUCCCAUUCCAUCAAAAUCCAGCACCUCUGCUCAUACCAUCCCAUUGCAAUCAGGUGCCCCCAUUACUCCUGGUCCAGUUGAGCCAGUUGUGUCUCCCAAGCCUGACAAAACUGAUUCCAAGGAAUCUCUUUGCCCUACCCCAAUGCAAUCUUGCUCGUCCUCAAUCCCUGCCCCUGUCCCUGCAACAAAACUUAGCCUUCGGCCAAGCUCUACCCAAACAAAAUCCAGUUCCUUACCUAUAUCAACCUUAGUUGGGUCCACUUCAUCAACACCAAUAGACUCUAACAUCUCUCCCAAUCCCUCCACAAAGGAGUCAUUGUUUACAAUUGCCAGAACUGAGUUAAAGUCACCCUCUCCAAAGACCAACCUAAUAAAAUCCUACUCCUCUCCUAGUCCUGGCCAAGAUGAGUUUGUUUUAUCCCCCAACCCCUCCAAAACAGCAUCCAACUCUGAUCCAAAGCCCACCACAGCAGAGUUGAAUGACUCUCCCAACUCCUCACUUCCAUCGCCAAAGCAUUUCAUGGAACAAGCCAACAAAUCACCCAUCCUAACACCAACACAAUCUAGUUCUUCUUCCAAUCCAACAACAAGAGAACCCAACCCUCUUCCUAACAACACCCCAACGGAACCAGGUGCAUCUCCUGACCACACCCCAACAGAUUCAAGUGCAUCUUCUAACCCUACCCAAACAAAAUCGCAUUCCUCCCCUAUGUCUGCGUCAGGUGGAUCAGUUUUGUUCCCCAUGUCUGGCCAAACAAAAUCUAUCACUUCUCCAAACCUCACCCCAACAGAAUAUUGUUCCUCUCCUAAUCAUACCCCAACUGAGUCUACCUCACCAUUCAACCCUGUCCUUGUAGAAUCCAACCCAUCAAGUAACUCAAACCCAACUCAUUCCACUGCCUCUCUUGACACUGUCCCAGCUCCAUCCGCCAUUGUGGAUAACAGUAAGAAGGGCAAACUAAGUAACCUUAUCAAGGAGCAAAGAGCUGGAAGUUCUCCUGCCGCUAAAGGUGACAAGAAAGCAGGUGAUCCUGAGAUAAUGAGCAAAACUGCUCCUGGAGAAUCCACCUCCCAUGGACCUCAGAGUCCUGAUGAAACCAAAGAGAAUGAUAGCACUAUGAAACCAGAGAGCCCUACAGAUCAAACUAAUCCCAUAUCACCCCCAGUGAAGCAAGCUAAAGUAAGCCAGUCCCACUACCAUUCAUCUACUGCCAAUGUACUCUCAAGCAGCAACCUAAGAGAUGACACAAAGCUCCUUUUAGGGCAGAUUUCUGCUAACAGCCAGAGCCGGACAGAAUUCACUAUAGAAUCUGCUGUCACUGAUGAUGCCAAACAGGAUGAGGCUGACCGGGGUGUUAGUGGUAAGGAGGAAGAAUCAGCACUAGGACAGAGCAGAGGCCCGACUAGAACUUCUCAGGAGCGGGAGAAGCUACUUCAGAGAAUCGAGAGCAUGCGGAAGGAGAGGAAAGUAUACAGCCGCUUUGAGGUAAAGUACCAUACUGUAUCAAUAGGCCAGUAGCAAUUUACAAAAUACAAUUUUAAGGUACCUAUUGUACCCAAGGUACCCACUGUAUUGUGUUUUCACUCACACCUGCUUUCCUUCAUGUGAGCUCAUGUUUUUUGUUUAUUAUUCUGUAUUUUGAUAGACGCCGCCUUAACCAGGGAUCGGAAGGAUGAUUGAGUAUGGAGAAAGACCAUCGCUAAUUCUCCUCCAAAACUUGUCCUUUAACUAUAUCCAUUCCCCAAAAGUCUAAAAUCACAGGUCGGAGAGGCACAGCUAGCUAACCAGCAGAGAGGUAUUAUUCUCAGGUUUCUAUAUUAGAGUGUUCCUCCGAAUGGACUAUCUGCAUGUAAAUGAUUAAGGUUUAUGGGAACAUGAACAGAAACUUGACUAAGUUGACUAAGUUUACCAACAUGGACUACUGUAUAAGUAAACAGAGACUCUACAGUGUGGACAAUGGACUACUGCUAUCUACAAGGUGGGACUGAAACAUGCAAUCUCAUCAGAUAAAUACACAGCUAAAUGUGAAAUAUAUUUGAAAAGUGUUGUGUUCAUAGACACACCGGACACAUAGGUAUUGUUGACUGUAUGGGUCAACUGCAAUGUAAUAUCUGUUACUCUCAUGGUUGUUUAAUUAUUAUCUGUUUGGGGAUCUGUUUUAUAUACUAACAGACAUUUCAAAAUACAAACAUUAGAAUCACCAUUAAUCAUCAUAGAACAUGUAAUCAUCAUAAACAGUGCAAGUAUAGCUUUCAAGUAGUUAAUGGGACCACUUUCUUCAUUUCAGUAGGUUAGUAGGUGUAACAAAUCAGGAUGACAAUGUGCAAGAUAAACCAAAUGCAGGUAACUGCCAAAAUAAUGUAAACACAUAUGUAAAUGAGGGAUACAAAGAAUAUUGAAGGCAUGUUCUUCCACACAGGUGUGGUUCCUGAAUUAAUUAAGCAAUUAACAUCAUGCUUUGGGUCAUGUAUAAAAAUGCUGGGGCAGCCAUUAUUUUGGAUAGUAUUGUUAUACCCCCAUAGGAUGACAAUGCUCCCAUCUGCAGGGCACAAGUGGUUACUGAAUGGUUUGAUGAGCAUUAAAACAAUGUAAACCAUAUGCCAUGUUUGUCUCAGUCACCAGAUCUCAACCCAAUUGAACACUUCUGGGAGAUUCUGG
Oncorhynchus kisutch (coho salmon) is the source of this 6727-nucleotide messenger RNA. Its product is annotated as protein FAM83H. Bases 440 to 5587 code for a protein of 1715 amino acids. The transcript is spliced from 6 exons. Gene Ontology annotation, molecular function: keratin filament binding; protein kinase binding. Gene Ontology annotation, cellular component: keratin filament. Gene Ontology annotation, biological process: positive regulation of cell migration; protein localization to cytoskeleton; intermediate filament cytoskeleton organization. The record is from RefSeq and is a predicted model, not a curated record. NCBI's taxonomy places the organism in Eukaryota, Metazoa, Chordata, Actinopteri, Salmoniformes, Salmonidae.